This is a messenger RNA of [Candida] anglica, 610 nucleotides long. The record is from the annotation of a GenBank genome assembly. NCBI's taxonomy places the organism in Eukaryota, Fungi, Ascomycota, Pichiomycetes, Serinales, Debaryomycetaceae.
CUUUAAUAUAUUUACAAGAAUCAUCGUUGGACUAAUCAAUGGCGGUUCUGAAGGAUGAAGAAGGGGUAUAGUACAGUCUUGGGUCUAGGUAUUGACAUAGUACAAAUAUCUAGAUUUUCAUCUCUUUUAAGUAAAGGUGAUGGGUUACAAUCUCUGUAUACUCGAAGAUUUGCUCAAAGAGUCCUUCAUUCCAAGCGAGAAUUACCCGAAUUCGAAGCUUUGAUUCUUAAAGGGGAUAUUGAACCAUGUGUUAGAUAUCUAUCAGGAAGUUGGGCAGCCAAGGAAGCUGUGUUCAAAACAUUGGACCUUGAGGAUCAAAAAUCGUUCCAAUUUAAAGAUUGGUAUCGAUUUAAACAAAACUCUAAACCAUUCAUUCAAAGUGAUAUUUACUCUAAACAAAAAUCAGAGGAGUUCUUACAUAGUUCAUCCCAUGACGGUGGGGUCUUGAUAGCUACUGUAUUGAGACAAAAAUGGUCUACAUGAAAUUGGUUUUGCUUUUUUUUUUUACUAAACUUUUUGUAUCCUUUAUAUUUUUAAUCUUUAACUCUUUCUAGUAAUAUCUCUUUUUUAAUAAACGUAUAAUAUAUUUAAAAAAGGAAUAAAAACUAAU